Messenger RNA from Stylonychia lemnae, 1116 nucleotides. NCBI's taxonomy places the organism in Eukaryota, Ciliophora, Spirotrichea, Sporadotrichida, Oxytrichidae. The record is from the annotation of a GenBank genome assembly.
AUGACUGAGGAGAUUGAGGCUCAUGUCCUGAAGAAGUACGAGAUAUUACAGAAACUCGGAAAGGGAGCUUAUGGUAUCGUCUGGAAAGCUAUUGAUAAAAAAACUAAAGACAUAGUUGCACUUAAGAAAAAUUUUGACGCAUUUUAAAAUGCCACAGAUGCCUAAAGGACUUUCAGAGAAAUUAUUUUCCUCCAGGAAUUGAACGGACAUGAAAACAUCAUCAGACUGUAAAAUGUUAUCAGAGCUGAGAAUGAUAGAGAUAUCUAUUUGGUUUUUGAUUUUAUGGAUACAGAUCUUCAUGCUGUUAUCAGGGCCAACAUUUUAGAAGACAUUCAUAAAUAGUAUAUUAUCUAUCAAGUAUUGAAAAGCUUAAAGUUCAUGCAUUCAGCUUAACUGUUGCACAGAGAUUUGAAGCCAAGUAAUCUCCUACUAAACUCUGAAUGCCAUGUCAAAGUAGCUGAUUUCGGACUUGCUCGUUCACUUGAUGUUAAGGAUCCUGAUACUGUUCCUCUUUUAACAGAUUAUGUCGCUACCAGAUGGUAUCGUGCUCCGGAAAUCCUGCUAGGCUCAAAUAAAUAUACCAAGGGAGUAGACAUGUGGAGUAUGGGAUGUAUUUUAGCCGAACUUCUUUUAGGAAAACCUGUAUUUCCAGGUACUUCAACUCUGAAUCAAUUAGACAGAGUAAUGGAACUGAUUGGUAGACCCUCCCAAGAGGAUAUUGAAGCUAUCGAUUGCCCACUUGCUAUUACAAUGCUUGAGCAACUCCCACCUAGAAAAGCUAAAAGAUUCAGAGAUGUUUUCCCAACAGCCAGUGAUGAUGCCCUAGAUUUAUUGAAAAAUUUAAUGCAGUUCAAUCCUGACAAAAGACUUACAGCUGAAUAGGCUCUCAAGCAUCCGUAUGUUUCUCAAUUCCACAAUGAAGAUGAUGAGCCUAACUGCAAAAAGAAGAUUAAUAUUCCAAUUGAUGACAAUUAGAAGUUCUCAAUUAGGGAAUAUAGAAAUAAGCUUUAUGCAGAUAUUCAUAAAAGAAAGAAGGAGAUUAGAAAGAAGAUGUUACAAUCUCAUCAUAACCAAUAUUACAGUGGAUCAGCAGGCGGAUAGAAAUAAUACAAAUGA